AUCUGGAGAGUUUAUACAUUAAACUCUUUAAACUAUAUGUAUAAAGUUUUAUUAUUUUACUUUUGUUUUAAAAAGUGUUUGAGAAAUGAAUGCGUUUAAACCCUGCCUCUGAAUUCCUCUCUCUCUCUCUCUCUAUCCCUCUCUCCCCCCUCUCUCUGUCUCUCUAUACCUCUCCUCCCCCGUCUCUCUCCUCCCCCGUCUCUCUCUCGGGAUCGGCUAUAAAGAGAAUUCCUCUCCUUUUAAAUCGCAGAGCAGCUCCGUUCUUCUCUCCCUCGUUUACUGUUAUAAAGUUUGUUGACAUUCACGACACACACGGCAACUUACAAAGGCAACAAGCUGUUUAUUUUUCUGCUGAAAUGUCAUACAGAGGAGUUGGAUUUGGGGGUGCAGACUCACCCCCUUCUAUACAGAGGGAGACGAUGACUGAGAUAGAGGGGGUCCCCAUUAUAUCCUCUGUCACCCAGAGUUGGGAUCAAAUUCGAAACUUUAAAGCCAGACCAGAUGAUGUGCUUAUAGCUACCUACCCAAAAGCAGGCACCACGUGGAUGGUCGAGAUCGUGGACUGCAUCAUGAAUGACGGCGAUACAGAGCGCUGCAAGAGAUCCCCGACUCACGACCGAGCCCCGUUCAUGGAGCUGAACCCCCCAAAACCGUUCCCCUCGGGUCUCCAGCAGUUAGCCUCCAUGGCGUCUCCCAGGCUGGUGAAGACACACCUCCCUGUGCAGCUGGUGCCUCAGUCCUUCUGGGAGAAUGACUGCAAGGUGAUCUAUGUUGCUCGCAAUGCAAAGGACAAUCUCGUCUCCUAUUACCACUUCCAGCACAUGAACCAGGGGCUACCCGAGACAGGAAGCUGGGAGCACUACAUCAGCAGCUUCCUGUCUGGGCAAGUGCCGUGGGGCUCCUGGUUCGAUCAUGUGAUUGGCUGGUGGGAAUCGAAAGCAGAGCACAGAGUCCUCUACCUCUUCUAUGAAGACUUGAAAGAGGACCCAGCUCGUGAGAUUGAGAGGGUGGCUCGUUUCCUGGGGAAGGGGCUGGACCAGGCAGUGAUUGACAGGAUCACUGACCACACCUCCUUCAGCCAGAUGAAAGAGAACCCCAUGGCCAACUACAGCACCCUGCCCGCCUUCAUAUUCAACCAGGCCGUGUCUCCAUUCAUGAGGAAGGGGACGGUGGGUGACUGGAAGCAGCACUUCACCGUGUCUCAGAGCGAGCGAUUCGACGAGGAGUACCGGCGCAGGCUGGCAGGUACGAGCCUCCGCUUCCGCACGGAGCUGUGAAUGCAGCGAGCAGGAGGACUACAGCUCCCAGACUCCCUCGCUGCUGCUGCCGCCGCCGGGAGCAAACCUGAAGAACUACAAAACCGCUCAUAUCAUUCUGGGAAAUGUAGUUUUGUAUUAUUUUUUAUUUUUUUUUUUAACUGAAGGUUUUUAAUGAAGGAUUUAGAAUAUAAACAAAGGGAAAUCAAAUACUGUACUUAUAUAUACAUAUAUCGAAUGUAACUGUGUUUUACCCGCAAAAUUAAUUAAACUCAACUGAAUA
This is a messenger RNA of Polyodon spathula (Mississippi paddlefish), 1539 nucleotides long. RefSeq names its product sulfotransferase 1C2-like. Gene Ontology annotation, biological process: sulfation. The transcript is spliced from 8 exons. Lineage: Eukaryota; Metazoa; Chordata; Actinopteri; Acipenseriformes; Polyodontidae. Gene Ontology annotation, cellular component: cytoplasm. Bases 90 to 1277 code for a protein of 395 amino acids. Gene Ontology annotation, molecular function: sulfotransferase activity. The record is from RefSeq and is a predicted model, not a curated record.